Messenger RNA from Rhodamnia argentea, 1151 nucleotides. Its product is annotated as senescence-specific cysteine protease SAG39-like. The transcript has 2 exons. Gene Ontology annotation, molecular function: cysteine-type endopeptidase activity. NCBI's taxonomy places the organism in Eukaryota, Viridiplantae, Streptophyta, Magnoliopsida, Myrtales, Myrtaceae. The record is from RefSeq and is a predicted model, not a curated record. Gene Ontology annotation, cellular component: lysosome. The coding region runs from base 1 to 1023 and encodes 340 amino acids.
AUGGCUUCUUCGGCUAUGAUUCGUAGUCUCUUCUUCGCCCUUGCUCUUUUUGCUUGCGGAGCUUACUCGCGGAAGCUGCAAGAGCUGUCCAUGGCUGAGAGGCACGAGCAGUGGAUGGCUAAGUACGGGAAGGUUUAUAAGGACGCGCCCGAGAAGGAGAUGCGGUUGCAGAUCUUUAAGGACAACGUGGAGUUCAUAGACGCCUUCAACGCAGCCGGCUAUAAGCCCUACAAGCUAAGUGCCAACGCAUUUGCCGACAUGACCAAUGGCGAGUUCAAGGCCUCUAGGACCGGGUAUAAGAGGGCCGGCAGGACCGCCAGGACUGGUGGAAUAACUUUGUUCAGGUACGAGAACGUGACCGGGGUGCCUGCCUCUCUGGACUGGAGGAAGAAAGGAGCUGUCACCGGCGUCAAGGACCAAGGACAAUGUGGAAGUUGCUGGGCUUUCUCAACCGUGGCGGCCACCGAGGGCAUCAACCAGCUAAAGACCGGCAAGCUAAUCUCCCUGUCGGAGCAAGAACUCGUAGAUUGCGACAUCAACGGCGAGGACCAAGGUUGCGAAGGUGGUCUCAUGGAGGAUGGCUUCCAAUUCAUCAUAAACAACGGAGGCGUCACUACGGAGUCUAAUUAUCCCUACGAUGCGACUGACGGAACUUGUAAGACCGCAAAAGAAGCCUCCCACGCGGCUAAAAUCACGGGCUACGAAGUCGUGCCUGCCAACAACGAGGCCACCCUGUUGAAGGCCGUGGCAAAUCAACCGGUGUCGGUGUCCAUUGAUGCCGGAGGGAGUAGUUUCCAGUUCUACUCCAGCGGCGUCUUCACGGGUGACUGCGGGACUGAUUUAGAUCACGGCGUUACGGCGGUCGGCUACGGUACCACUGCGGAUGGCACUAAGUAUUGGCUGGUGAAGAACUCCUGGGGAGAGAGUUGGGGGGAGGAAGGAUACAUAAGAAUGGAGAGAGACAUCGAUUCCAAAGAAGGCUUAUGCGGAAUCGCCAUGGAUUCAUCUUAUCCUACAGUUUAGACUAGUGAUUGGUGAAGUUGGAUGGAUUGUGCUUGUGAAUCUGUUUGAAGUCCAUGUGCGUUUUCGCUUUCCCGCUUUAACCUUUCUGUGUAAAUACGCUGGCUCCCUGAGACUGUAAAAUUCAUCUG